Molecule: messenger RNA, 585 nt
Organism: Colletotrichum paranaense
Lineage: Eukaryota; Fungi; Ascomycota; Sordariomycetes; Glomerellales; Glomerellaceae
Exons: 1
Coding region: 1-585 (194 amino acids)
Source: RefSeq, a predicted model, not a curated record
AUGCAUACUUCUCUCCUCAUCACGAUCAUUUUACACUACAAUACCAUUCAGCUCAUUCCUUCAAACAUUCAUUACCUACACUCAUUCAAAACCAACCCUCAUUUUACCAACACCAACAACACCACCAACACCACCAACACCAACACUAUCAAGAUGCACGCCUCUGCCAUCCUCGUCACUCUCCUUGCCGCCACUAGCAUGGCUGCCCCUAGCCCCGCCAUUGCCAACCACGAGGGGGCGGGCGCCGGUCAGUUCAUCGCCCGCCAGGACCCUAAGCUCAAGCAGGCUCAAGACAGACUCACGGGAGCUCGCAAUGCUGCCAUGGAGGCCAUCGAGAAUGGCGGUGGCAAAGGCCGCAAGCUCGGAGAGAUGAACUGUGGCACUCUCUGCAGCCAAUGCCAGACUGGCGCCGUCACGUCUGCUGUAGGAAAGAUUGCAAUCUGCGGUACCGCUGCGCUGGGUCUUGCUGUCGUUAGCGGCCCUAUCGGGAUCUUCCUCGACGUUGUCGGAUUUGCCGGCUGCGAGGCCGAGGCUAUCGGAGAGCUGAACAAGUCUGAGGCCGAGUGCCAGACCAUCGUCGGCUAA